AUGGAUGACAUAUCAGUGAGCAAAAGCAACCAUGGAAAUGUUGUUGCACUCAACAUCCAAGCUCCUUCUGUUGCAGACCCUUCUCUCCCUCCCAAAUCUCCGUCAUUGUUCUCUGUCCAUUUCUUGCAAAAGCUUAUAGCGGAACUCGUGGGAACUUAUUACUUGGUAUUUGCCGGUUGUGCCGCUAUUGCCGUAAACGCUCAACACCACAAUGCAGUGACUCUUGUGGGCAUCGCAGUGGUUUGGGGUAUAGUGAUAAUGGUUCUUGUUUACACUCUAGGCCACACCUCUGCACAUUUCAAUCCGGCUGUUACUAUCGCUUUAGCAUCGACCCGGAGAUUCCCUCUGAAUCAAGUCCCCGCCUACAUAGCUGUUCAAGUCCUCGGAUCAACCUUGGCUUCUGCGACUCUGCGUCUUCUGUUUGACCUAAACAACGACGUGUGCAGCAAGAAACACGAUGUCUUCCUCGGGUCAUCUCCUUCUGGAACUGAUCUUCAAGCAUUCGUGAUGGAGUUCAUCAUCACCGGCUUCCUCAUGUUAGUCGUAUGUGCCGUCACAACCGCCAAGAGAACAACUGAGGAACUAGAGGGGUUAAUCAUAGGCGCAACUAUCACACUGAAUGUUAUCUUUGCCGGAGAAGUGUCAGGAGCAUCGAUGAAUCCAGCAAGAAGCAUAGGGCCUGCACUUGUGUGGGGAUGUUACAAAGGUAUCUGGAUUUACUUGCUGGCUCCAACACUUGGAGCUGUCUCUGCGGCCUUGGUUUAUAAACUGGUACCGUCUACACAGAAAGUAGACCCUGACUUCUCCAAGACAGGAUCUUGUCGUAAACAAGUUGCUGAUCUUCCAUUGUGA
Molecule: messenger RNA, 852 nt
Organism: Thlaspi arvense
Lineage: Eukaryota; Viridiplantae; Streptophyta; Magnoliopsida; Brassicales; Brassicaceae
Source: the annotation of a GenBank genome assembly